This is a messenger RNA of Aedes aegypti (yellow fever mosquito), 3681 nucleotides long. RefSeq names its product glutamate receptor ionotropic, kainate 2. Gene Ontology annotation, molecular function: glutamate-gated receptor activity; transmitter-gated monoatomic ion channel activity involved in regulation of postsynaptic membrane potential. Gene Ontology annotation, cellular component: plasma membrane; postsynaptic membrane. The transcript is spliced from 7 exons. The record is from RefSeq and is a predicted model, not a curated record. Gene Ontology annotation, biological process: synaptic transmission, glutamatergic; monoatomic ion transport; modulation of chemical synaptic transmission. The coding region runs from base 626 to 3472 and encodes 948 amino acids. Lineage: Eukaryota; Metazoa; Arthropoda; Insecta; Diptera; Culicidae.
GUUUACUGUCGAGAUUCACCGUGAAAAGUUGUCACGAGAAAAGUGUCGCACGCGUGCGCUUAGGACGCAGAAGUGAAAAUUUUUCAUUCGGCUGUCUUGUGAAACGUGUGUAGUUCGGAACUCGCGUCGGAUAAACCAAGAUUUUUGGUCGAAAAAAUUGAAAGAAGUGAUCAAAAAUAUUGUUAAUUCAUCGAUCGAAUGCAGUUGAGUGUAUCAGUGAUGGAAAUGAGGUGAAAAUUGCAACGGAAUUCUGCAAAAAGUGAUUUCAAGUGGACGAGAAAAAUCUCAAGUGAUUCACAUGCAGAAGAAAAGUAUGGGAAGCAAAUAAGAAGAUUGUCUGUCUUGAAAGGAAAUAUUUUCUUGAAUGCUGAUACAGUGUAAACAACAACAAUGCUUUGAAGUUGUUUGACAACAACUAUCGAAAGCCGGUGCUUAGUAUAAAUAAAACAUCUAUUUGUUGAUUUGAUCAACUUCAGUAAUUACUUCAAGUUACGUAACCGAAUAAAGCGACGAUAAUAAAAAAAAAGUGUGUCAACUCAGUCUUGGUCAUAUUCUGAGGUAACGUGGUCAUCCAAAUGCCGAACUGGUGAAAAAUCGAGAAAAGUGAGCACAUGCCAUCGGAAAAAUGAUUAAUAGGAAAAGAAUGUUGUUGCUGUUGCUCGUAUUGGCCGCCAAUUUCGGCGUGUUCCACGCGUAUAACAGCGAUGCAGACGAAACGGUCGAGCACAUCAAGAUCGGUGGCCUGUUUGACGGAGACACCGACGAUGCCAUGCUUGCCUUCCAGUACGCCGUCGAAGCGGUCAACAACGAGAAGCUUGCGUUUUCCAACUAUAGACUGGAGGCCCACCCGAUGACGGUCAAGUACGGCGAUCAGUUCGACGUGUCCAAGAAGCUGUGCCGACUGCUAAAGUCCGGCGUGGCAGCCAUUUUCGGACCAAGCUCGCCAAAGUCGGCGGUCCACGUGAACAGCAUCUGCGACGUCAAGGAAAUGCCCCAUAUCGAAACCCGCUGGGACGCCCACACUCGUCUACCCACAAUCAACAUCCAUCCGCAUCCGACGAUCCUCGGACGGGUCUUCCUCGAUCUAGUGGUGGCAUUCGAAUGGAAGGAUUUCACCAUCAUUUAUGAAUCGGGCCCCUGGCUACCAGGUUUGGCAGAACUGCUGAAGAUGUACGACCCCAAGGGUUACACCGUAACGGUUCGUCAGCUGGAUCUCAAGUUGAACGGAAACUUCCGACCCGUGCUUCGCCGCGUCAAAAUGUCCGACGACAAACACAUCAUCCUAGCGUGCUCGAUCGAAUCCAUGCCGGAGGUUCUGAAGCAAGCCCAACAGGUUGGGUUGAUGACCGAUCACCACCAGAUCAUCAUCACUUCGCUGGAUUUGCAUACGAUCGAACUGGAACCGUACCAGUACAGUGGAACGAACAUUACCGGCAUCCGGAUGGUGGAUCCAGAGGAGGAGAAAAUCCACCAGGUUACAGAGUUCCUCAACGCAUCGCAGAUAUCGAAGACCUUGGAUUUGAAAGAGGGACUGAAUCCCGCAACGAUGCGCGUCCAAACGGCUUUGAUGUACGACGCGGUUCUAGUGUUUGCCGAAGCACUGCGACAUCUGAUCGGAAUCGAUCCACCGCAUCUUCUGGAGACGAUGUCGUUGAAGUGCGACGACGAUGACACGUGGCACAGUGGUCUUAGUAUUAUCAACUAUAUGAAGUCAUCUAUGAUCCAUGGGCUGACGCGGGGCGUAAGAUUCGAUCACGAAGGUCAUCGAUCGGAUUUCCUGCUGGAUAUUGUGGAACUUGGACCGGCAGGGUUGGAGAAGGUCGGCGUUUGGAACUCAACGGAAGGACUGAACUUCACGAGGAAGAAGGAACAGACGGCUCUAGCUUUUGAUGAUGGAACCCUUCAGAAUCGUACGUUUAUCGUAUUGACGGCAAUUUCACCUCCAUAUGGGAUGUUGAAGGACUCGCCGACCCGUCUGAGUGGGAAUGAUCGCUUUGAGGGGUUUGGAAUCGAUCUGAUUCAUGAGCUUUCGCUGAUGUUGGGCUUCAACUAUACCUUCGUCCUGCAGGAGGAUGGUGUGUACGGUUCGCUGAAUCGCGAAACCGGAAAAUGGAACGGAAUGGUCCAGGAACUGUUGGAGUGGCGUGCGGAUUUGGCCAUUACGGAUCUAACGAUUACGUCGGAUCGCGAGAGCGCCGUAGAUUUCACGAUGCCAUUUAUGAACCUGGGUAUUUCGAUUCUGUACCGGAAACCAACCAAGGAACCUCCAUCGCUGUUCUCCUUCAUGUCUCCGUUUUCGAAACAAGUUUGGUUAUAUUUGGGCGGAGCUUAUAUGAUGGUGUCGAUGUCGUUGUUCAUCCUGGGUAGGCUUUCGCCGAAGGAAUGGGAUAAUCCUUAUCCUUGUAUCGAGGAGCCGGAAGAGUUGGAGAAUCAGUUUAGCUUCAGUAAUUCGAUGUGGUUCACGAUCGGUGCUUUGCUUCAGCAAGGUUCAGAAAUUGCUCCCAAAGCUUCCUCAACGCGUGCCGUGGCGUCCAUCUGGUGGUUCUUCACGCUCAUCAUGGUUUCGUCUUACACUGCCAACUUGGCUGCUUUUCUCACGGUCGAACAGAUUCACUCGCCGAUCAGCAAUGCGGAAGAUUUGGCGGCGGCCAGUGGAACAAUCAAGUACGGUGCCAAGCGUGACGGCAGUACGUUCAGUUUCUUCAAAGAUGCGGAGUAUAAGACGUAUCAGAAGAUGUACCAGUACAUGUCGGACAAUCCGGACCUGUUGACUUCAUCGAAUCCGGAGGGGUUGCAGCGAGUCAAGACGGAAAACUACGCUUUCCUGAUGGAGUCCACUUCGAUCGAGUACAUUAUUGAGCGAGAGUGCGACGUGACGCAGAUCGGUGGGUUGCUGGACGAUAAGGGUUACGGUAUUGCGAUGAGGAAGAAUUCCCCCUACCGUAGUGCUCUGAGCGAGGCAGUUCUUCGACUGCAGGAGCAAGGCGUCCUAACAUCUCUGAAGCGUAAAUGGUGGAAGGAGAAGCGAGGCGGUGGUGCUUGCUCGCAAGGUUCCGCAGACGAUGGCGCCGAAGAGCUAGGCAUGGACAACGUCGGUGGUGUAUUCUUCGUUCUCUGCGUCGGUUGUUCCAUAGCUUUGGUCAUCGGCUGUUGCGAACUGCUCUGUGAAAUUUCCAAACUCGCCCGACAGCACAAGGUCUCCUUCCGCGAAGAGCUGAUGACCGAGUUGCGGUUCGUGGCCAAGUGCUCCGGCAACACGAAACCCGUUCGGCAUCGGAAGAGCUCGUCCGGGUCACGCAACUCGUUGGAAUCCGGCCUAUCGGAGCAACAGUCAGCCGACGGUUUCAAGAUGGACCUCUCCGGACCGGUUGGGGCAUCGGGGGGCGGUGCCCAACAGGCGAACGGCAAUGGGAAGUCAUCGCUCAACGUGCAGCUGAAGUCGAACGGCCGGAAAAUGGCGAUGGACGAUUGAAAGAUGUUGGCCAGGGCAAGUUCAGCUAGGAAGUUAAAGAUUGACAGAUGUUUAGGAGCUGUGUGAUUUAGUUCGAAUAGUGCAGAGUUCGAUUAUUUAAAACUGUAAAAACACCUACGAUGUACAAGGUGCGAUAUUUGAUUGCUUUUAAUUAGUGUGCGAAUCAUAUGAUGGUUCAAUAAAAGAGCUUGUUAUUUUGAAUUUGAAAA